AUGAAAUCAUCUGCUCCUCCAACAACUGACAACUCCAAAAUUUCAUCAAAUAAUUCUCAACAAAAGAAUGGGUCUGUUUCUUCAACACAACAAAGUUUACAAAGUCCAGCUAGAAAAGUUCAGAAUAUUAUUGCAAUAAAGCCGAGAAUUAAAAGAAAAGUUGUGGAACUAUUUUGUUCUGAAGUUAGAUGGUUUUUUAGACGAAAAGAGGACACAAAAUGGAUGCCUUUUAGAGUUGCUUUUAGACGUCAAAAAGGAUUAGAAUUUGAUGAGGAAACAACAAAAUUUUUAAAUUCUUUACCCGAAUCUGUAAUUGUGAUGGAAGGUAAUUACGUGGCAGAUGAACAAUUGCAAAAUAUUAAUGCAAUAUAUUGGAAGGAGGAUACUUUUCAGAUUCGUCGAGGAACUUGGUUUUAUAUGGAAACCUGUCAGCCUCUUCCAGAUGAUUUUGCUGAUACAAUUGAGACUCACCAUUUAAAAAGCUUUAAAGGCAAUGUUAUUCCAGAAACACCUGUUUUUAGUGAAUCGGAAUCCAGCAAGAAACCUGAAUUAACCACUGUUAAAUGGGGAGAUGAAAAAGUUUGUUGGAAUUCUGUAGUGGAUGUCCAUAUUGCUUCAAAAAGUAAUGCAGUUAUUCUUGUAAUCCACGGAAUUGGACAAAAAGGAUAUGAAAAUUUAAUAGCUAAAAAUACAGCACAAAUACGUGAUGCGGUCAUUCACCAAAUGGACAAAUAUUAUCCAAAUGAGAAGAGACGUCCAGCAAUAUUGCCUAUUGAAUGGCGUUCGACUCUUCAAUUAGACAAUGGGAUGACAGACGUUGUAACUCUUCCAAAAAUGGUUUGGGCAAGAAGUACACUUAAUUCUGUCUGUAUGGACUUAAUGUAUUAUCACUCCCCUCUUUAUCGUUCUGAAAUUGUAAACGGAGUCAUCAAAUGUUUAAAUAAUGUUUAUACUUCAUUUUUGGAAAAUAAUCCGGAUUUUUCUGGUCCUGUUUCUGUUAUUGGACAUUCCCUUGGAUCAGUAAUUGCCUAUGAUAUUUUAACUAAUUGGAGCCCUUUCCUUCUUUACGAUCAAUUUGUAACUAAUGCAAUUGCCGAAAAUCUUCAACAAAAUUUCCCAGCGGAACAAAAACAAUUAUUAGAACAAUUUUAUGAUAGCCGGAAAAAAAUGCUUGAUUUGGGUGAUUUAAUGGAACAAAUUUUGGUAAAAUAUCUUUUCUGUCUUGGUUCUCCUCUAGCUGUUUUUACAAUAAUGAGAGGAGCAGAUUAUCGAAGUAUUGUGCCGGAUAAAGAUAAAAUUGAAAGAAUUUUUAAUAUUUUUCAUCCAUAUGACCCUGUUUCUUAUCGGUUGGAGCCUAUGUUUCAUGAAAAUUAUAAACACAUUAGGCCAAUUAAACUUUUCAAUUAUCGGGAUGCAGUAAAACCUUAUGAUAAUAAUUUUUAUGAUUGCCAUAAAAGUUAUUUGGAAGAAUGUAAGGAUAGAAAGAGGAGGGAAGUUAAAGCCAAUAAAGGAAAAGAAUCAAAAGAGAAGACUGGAAAAAGUGAUAAUGGAUCUAAAAAUGGUAGUAAAUCCCAAAAGACUAAGAAAGAACGCCCAAAGUCAGUCGAUGGAGAUGACGAAGAUGAAUAUUUUAAAUAUGAAGUGGAUUCUGAUUCAGAUGCUGGCUGUCAAAGUAAUUCAACUCCGGCGACAGGUUCAUCUCCUCGAAGUAUAACUCCCCAUAAUAUUGAAAAUAAUACAAACGCAACACUUACACCAGCUACUCCAACAAUUCAGGAAUUAAAAUUUUGUGAUCCUGACUCUUAUGCAAAAAUUAAUAAAGAUCAAACAGAAAUUGAUGAACAAGCACUUGAAGUUGGAAUUGAGCCUGGGGUUGAUGAUGAAGAAAAAUUUAAAGAACUAGUUAGUGAUGUAGAAAGUAAUCAACAAAAGAAUGUUGCCUCACAUGAUAUUUUGAAAACAAUGGGUGAAGCUGGUCGUUUAGUCGAAGAAAUUCCACCUGAAAGGCGAAUUAAUCAAAGACUCGAUUUUCAGGUACAACCUUGGACUUUAGAAAAAUCCUAUUGGUCAAUGCUUCGUUCACAUUUUUCUUAUUGGACAAAUCCUGAUGUUGCUGCCUUUUUGCUUAAUACACUUUAUCCUCCACAACCAGAAAAUUCUGAGAAUCCUUAA
This is a messenger RNA of Meloidogyne enterolobii, 2172 nucleotides long. The record is from the annotation of a GenBank genome assembly. NCBI's taxonomy places the organism in Eukaryota, Metazoa, Nematoda, Chromadorea, Rhabditida, Meloidogynidae.